Molecule: messenger RNA, 3726 nt
Organism: Electrophorus electricus (electric eel)
Lineage: Eukaryota; Metazoa; Chordata; Actinopteri; Gymnotiformes; Gymnotidae
Gene: cntn4
Product: contactin 4
Biological process (GO): brain development; axon guidance; cell-cell adhesion
Cellular component (GO): axon; plasma membrane
Molecular function (GO): cell-cell adhesion mediator activity
Source: RefSeq, a predicted model, not a curated record
UCGUGCCACUCGAAGGAGCGCGACUGUGUUGAUCUGAUGCAUGCACGGGACGGGAUAGCGCAAUAGGUCUUACUUCACGUUACCGUGGACCGCCUUAUUGCGUGGUUAGAUAUUUGGCAAGUCCCGUUAAAAGAUUUGGUCCAUUAUAUCGUAACUGCGCUGACAACCAAAAAAGGUCUAUUCCGCUUGGAUGAUCUGUUCAGUGAGAACCUCACCGCGAGACUCCGCUCGUGCGCUUGCUUCGCUCUGAGAAGAGGAGCCGAUGUAUCAUAAGUGAAGUGCAAGGAAGGUUUAGAACGGACUCCAUACAUACGUGAACGGAUGGGACCUGACUUUGACCCUUCCAAGCCGAAGAUGAAGUUGCUAUGGAAACUGCUGGUGCUGCAGUCAUUCAUGGGGUGCCUUGCAGCGGACAGUGUGCUGCAAAGUCCCGUUUUCACCAAGCAGCCGGGCAGCAUUGUUUUCCCGGUGGACUCUAUGGAGAAGGGCCGUGAGGUGGUGUUUAGCUGCGAGGCUCAAGGACAACCCACACCUUUUUAUAGGUGGAAGCUCAAUGGAACCAUCGUUGAGCCUAAGCCCGGCUCACACUACAGCCUCUCUGGGGGCAACCUCCGUAUCAGCCAGCUGAACAAAGACCAGGACGCCGGGACCUACCAGUGCCUCGCCUCCAAUGCCUUUGGGACUGUCGUCAGUCGUGAGGCUAGCCUAACCUUUGCAUACUUAGAAAACUUCAAGACUCACCGGAGAAGUGCAGUGUCUGUGAGGGAGGGACAGGGGGUGGUGCUUCUCUGUGGGCCACCUCCCCACUCUGGAGCGUUGAUGUUCAGCUGGAUUUUUAAUGAGUAUCCAUCAUUCGUGAAACAGGACGUGCGAAGAUUCGUGUCCCAGGAGACAGGGAACCUGUACAUCGCUAAGGUGGAACCGUCUGAUGUGGGAAACUACACUUGUGUCGUGACCAAUACUGUCACAAAAACCCAUGUACACGGCCCGCCCACACCUCUUAUACUGCGCAUAGAUGGUGUUAUGGGGGAGUAUGAACCAAAGAUUGAAGUGCAGUUUCCAGAGGUGGUCCAGGUGGCAAAAGGCUCCACAGUGAAAUUGGAGUGCUUUGCAUUGGGCAAUCCGGCCCCUUCCAUAACCUGGCGACGGGUGGACGGAGUCCCCUUCUCUCGAAAGGUGGACAUGAGGACAGUCAGCGGCGUGCUAGAGAUACCAUACUUCCAGCCGGAGGACUCUGGCAUCUACGAGUGCAUUGCAGAGAACUCGAAAGGCAGGAAUUCAGUGCAGGGAAAGCUCUCCUUCUAUGCUCCGCCGCAGCUGAUUGAAAAGCCGCAGGAUGUGCAGAAGGCCAUCGAUGACUCUCUGGUGUGGGAGUGUAUGGCCACGGGCAAACCCAAGCCCUCCUACAGAUGGAUGAAGAACGGAGAGAACCUCGAACCCACUGAGGAGAGGGUGCAGGUGGUUAAUGGCGCCCUGUCCAUCAGCCGCCUGGCACUGUCCGACACCGGGAUAUACCAGUGCGUGGCCGGGAACAAGCACGGGGAGGUUUACUCCAACGCAGAGCUCAGGGUGAUUGCUGUGGCUCCGACUUUCGGAGAACACCUGCUGAGGAGUCACACCCUUGUGAGAGAAGGAGGCGAUGUGCUCAUCGACUGCAGGCCCAAGAUGUCCCCAUGGGGUACAGUCUCCUGGAGGAAAGGCUCAGAGGUUCUCAAAGAAACCAGCAGGGUGACCGUCCUGGAGAACGGGAGCCUGCGGAUAGCGAACAUCACCAAGUCCGACGGAGCCUCCUAUACGUGCGAGGCACACAACCAGUUUGGGGAAGCGAGCAGCACAGGGAUGCUAAUGGUGAAAGAGGCAACCGUCAUCAUGACCCUGCCAUCCACAUUGGACGUGACCGUGGGCGAGAGCAUCGUCCUGCCCUGCCAAGUGGCCCACGACCCCUCACUGGAGCUCAAGUUCACCUGGUUCUUCAAUGAGCAGCUCAUUCAUUUUGGCAACCAUGGUGGAUACUUCGAGAAAGUCGGUGGACGCUCCUCGGGUGACAUCAUGAUCCGGAACAUCCAAAUGAGGCAUGCAGGAAAAUACACUUGUGCUGUGCAGACCAAGGUGGACAGCAGCUCUAUUGCCACGGACCUGAUCGUCAGAGGCCCCCCAGGGCCUCCUACCAGCAUCCAUGUGGAAGAGCUCACAGAUACCACCGCCACUCUGUCCUGGAAGCCCGGGCCUGAUAAUCACAGUCCAAUUACCGCCUACACCAUCCAGGCCAGAACCCCCUUCUCCCUGGGCUGGCAAGCUGUCACUACAGUGCCAGAGGAGGUGGGGGGUCAGCGACUGAAAGCUACAGUAAUCGAGCUCAGCCCCUGGGUGGAGUACGAGUUCAGGGUGUUGGCAAGCAAUGUGCUGGGCACCGGCGAGCCGAGCAAGCCCUCCAAGCAGGCGAGGACAAAGGCCACACUCCCGAAAGUCACUCCAGCUAAUGUGAGCGGAGGAGGUGGAAGUCGUUCAGAGUUAGUCAUCACUUGGGAGCCUGUCCCAGAGGAACUUCAGAACGGCCCGGGCUUUGGCUACGUGGUCGCAUUUCGACCUUUCGGUGCCACAGGAUGGAUGCAAGCAGCCGUGCCCUCGGCUGAAGCCUCCAGAUACGUCUUCAAGAAUGAAAGCAUCCAGCCUUUCUCCAAGUUCCAGGUCAAAGUUGGAGUCUACAACAACAAGGGCGAAGGACCUUUUGGGCCUGUAGUUACCAUCUACUCUGCUGAGGAGGAGCCGGGCAGAGCACCGACCAGGAUUCGUGCACAGAGCCUCUCUGCAUCAGAAUUGGAGGUGAUGUGGAAAGCCCUCCCCUGGAGCACGAGUCGAAGGCGUGUUCUUGGCUAUGAGUUGAGAUACUGGGAGAAGAAGGAGAAAGAGGAUAUGGCUAGUGUCCUAAGGACGGUGGGAAAUCGGACAUCAGCCAUUAUUCAGGGGUUAAGAGGGAGCAGCACCUACUAUGUAACAGUGAGGGCCUACAACACCGCUGGAACUGGGCCACCAAGCACUGCGGUCAACGUGACAACUAAGAAGCCUCGUAAGCAAACAAGUUUUAGAAAUGUGCCUACAAGAGCUCCCAGUCAGCCCCCUGUAAAGGUCAUGUGGAACACAUCCAACUCCAAGAUCAUUCUGAAUUGGGAGCAAGUGAAAGCUCUGGAGAAUGAAUCGGAGGUUACGGGAUAUAAGGUUUUGUACAAGCAGAAUCGUCAUAGUCGGACUCGAGUCAUGGAGACAAACACCACAUCUGUGGAGCUGUCUCUGCCUCCUGACGAGGAAUACAUCAUUCAGAUCAAACCAUUUGGGGAGGGAGGAGAAGGAAGCAGCAGCAGACAAAUCACCAUCCCAAGAAUAUCAGGUCCCAACGCAAUCGGAUCUGCCUCCAGUGUGUCCACUCUCUCUGCACUCAGUACAAUAGCCCUGUCCCUCACAGCCCGGACGUCCUUAUGACAAAAAGCAGCCCAGGUGCCCCGGUUCCAGACGAGACACUCUCGUUAGGUAGGCGACUCUGAGAGAAGAGACUUGGACGGAUCAAUGAAAACUUCCACCCAAUCAAACCCGCUCAUAUUAUAGAAGGAAAAAGGUCAGAAGGACAGGUCCCAAGGAAAGAACAUACCGGAAUGAUUAUAUGGGUUUGCGGUUCAGAUGACUGUUCAGAACAGGAUGCCUGUCGGUGGACAUGAAUUUGUUGUUACCAAA